ACACACACUCAAACUCAAACCUUAAAACAUCAGUUAUAAGUUGGAAAUACCUUUUCUACCGAUAUCAGAACCCAACCAACUAUAUAUGAAGAAUGCUUUUCUUGCCGUCGGAGAAGUGAUGCUGGCUGCAGAAAACCCCAAGAAGAAAGCCGGAAGGAAGAAGUUCAAGGAAACCAGACACCCAGUUUACCGGGGAGUCAGGCGGAGGAAUACCGGAAAGUGGGUUUGUGAGGUCAGAGAGCCAAAUACAAAGUUGAGGGUGUGGUUGGGGACACAUCCCACAGCUGAAAUGGCAGCCAGGGCACAUGACGUGGCGAUUUUGGCCAUGAGAGGUCGUUCUGCGUGUUUGAAUUUUGCUGACUCGAUAUGGCGGCUUCCGGUACCGGAGUCUAAGCAGAUAAAGGAUAUACAGAAGGCGGCGGCGGAGGCAGCGGAGGCAUUCCGGCCAAGACUCGAUCAAGUCAUGGAGAUUGAUGAUGAAAGGGAGGAAUGGCCGGAAAUUUCGUUUUACAGUGAUGAAGAGAUGUUCGAAAGGCCUGGAUAUCUUGACAGCAUGGGUCCGUUACUCAUGGUAUUGCCACCUCAGACGUCGGGAGAUGACGUGGAUUUCAUGGGUAAUAUUACAAUACAAUUUCACCACAGCUUCUUCUCUAACUAAUAAUUAACCAUUUCCAUGAAGAUGAUCAGCAAUUAAUAUCGAGUUGGAGGUGAAGAUGGAGACGAAAAGUCGUACGUAUCCAGAGGACUUUCCGGAAAAGGGUUUUUAAGAUGGCAGCCGGGAGCUUGUGUUGUCACGUGAUUUUGAAUUUCGUGGAGGCCAACGACAUUCGGAACGGCAUAGAUGAUUCCACAGAGGAAAUC
Molecule: messenger RNA, 861 nt
Organism: Cynara cardunculus var. scolymus (artichoke)
Lineage: Eukaryota; Viridiplantae; Streptophyta; Magnoliopsida; Asterales; Asteraceae
Product: dehydration-responsive element-binding protein 1A-like
Exons: 2
Coding region: 86-658 (190 amino acids)
Biological process (GO): regulation of DNA-templated transcription
Molecular function (GO): DNA binding; DNA-binding transcription factor activity
Source: RefSeq, a predicted model, not a curated record